AUGCUUGAGGUCGUUAGGGCUGUGAUCUGGCUGUGGACACCUGAGGCCGAGGCCAGCAUCACGUGGUCGUCGGCGAUCAACAACCAGGACAGCAGCAUCCUUCCAACAAUCUCAUCGCCGCUGCUGCCGGCAUCACUCUUUUCAUCAAUCGGAAUGGAGUCUCCGCUGAUAGAAUCCAGUCUAACGGCCGGGGCCGAAGACGACCUCGAGCACGCGGUCCUCCUCCCCCGCAGCACCUCAGGAGCUCCAGCCGCAGACGAACGCGAGGGGCGCCAACGCCGCCAUCUCGGACUCCUGUCAACGACAUUCCUAAUAACAAACCGCAUGAUCGGCACGGCCAUCUUCUCCACGCCCUCCGCCAUCGCAGCUAGUGUCGGCAGCGCAGGCGCAGCAUUGGCCCUCUGGGUCGUCGGGCUGCUGCUCGCGUACUGCGGCAUGUUCAUCUGGAUCGAGCUCGGCUCUCUUAUGCCCAGGAGUGGCGGCGAGAAGGUUUAUCUGGAAGCGGCGUACCCGAGGCCCGCGAUGCUGGUGACGACGGUGUUUGCGGUGCAUGUGAUCUUUCUGGGGUUUACUGGUAUUGGGGGUGUCGUUGUAGCGGAGAAUAUCCUGCUCGCUCUUAACGGGUCAGCGAAUGACUGGGUCAAGCGCGCGCUGGCCAUCGCCGUCCUUGCGGCUAUUGCGACGAUACAUAUCAGGUUCAGUGCGAUGGGGGUGAAGAUUAUGAACGUCCUGGCCUCCGUCAAGAUCAUCAUCCUCUGUCUCAUCAUUCUUUCCGGCCUGCGCGCCCUCCGGGGCGACCUUCCUCAAAUCCCAGACCCGGCAAGCAGCCUGAAGGACCCAUUCGGCGGCUCUUCGUCCUCGGUGUCCGACUACACCAACGCCCUUUUUAAGAUCCUAGCUACGUACCAAGGCUGGUCGAACGCCGCGUACGUCCUCGACGAAGUGCAGAACCCGCGCAAAGUCCUCAAAAUCGCCGGUCUCGUUGGCGUCGGGAGCGUCGGGCUUCUGUACAUCCUAACCAAUAUCUCCUACUUCAUCGUCGCAACGCCGGAAGAAAUCAGCAAGACGGGCGUCACCGUCGUCGCGCUGCUAAUCGGCAAAGUCUUCGGCGAGACCAUGCUCUGGCUGACCGCCAUCCUGGCGGCGUUAUCAUCGUUCGGGAACCUCAUGACAGCGUCGUUUACGAUGUCGCGCGUCGUCCGGGAAUUCGCGAAGGAGGGCAUACUACCGUGUUCUCGCUUCUUUGUAGCAACCACGCCCUCGGGCUCCCCGUCCGCUGCGUUCCUGCUCGUCUUCCUUUCCUCGACGCUCAUGAUCCUCUUCAUCCCGUUCGGCGAGGUCUACAACUUCCUCCUCGACGUAGGCCAAUACGCAAUCGCAAUAAUCAACAUCCUCGUCGUACUCGGCCUCUUCGCGAUUCGCCGCCGCGAGCAUUCAGCUCGCCAGCGCAUGCGCACAUUCCGCGCCUGGACGCCCGUCGCAUCUCUCUUCUUCCUCUCGCAGAUCUUCCUGCUCGUCACGCCGUUUGUGCCGUCGGCGGUAGAUGUGGGCAAGGCGUUGCCGUCCUGGCUUUAUGCCCUCGUCGCACUCCUUGUGUUUCUCGGCGCUGGAGUCUACUGGUUCGUCGAGUGGGAAGUCCUUCCCAGGCGCGGUGGGUUUGUAUGGACUGCGCGGGAGUCUGUUUCGGCUGAUGGUGAGGAUGUCGUGGUUUGGGAUAAGGUCAAGUUAAAUUGA
Molecule: messenger RNA, 1734 nt
Organism: Aspergillus mulundensis
Lineage: Eukaryota; Fungi; Ascomycota; Eurotiomycetes; Eurotiales; Aspergillaceae
Product: APC family permease
Exons: 5
Coding region: 1-1734 (577 amino acids)
Biological process (GO): amino acid transmembrane transport
Cellular component (GO): membrane
Molecular function (GO): L-amino acid transmembrane transporter activity
Source: RefSeq, a predicted model, not a curated record